Molecule: messenger RNA, 1935 nt
Organism: Colossoma macropomum (tambaqui)
Lineage: Eukaryota; Metazoa; Chordata; Actinopteri; Characiformes; Serrasalmidae
Product: 4-galactosyl-N-acetylglucosaminide 3-alpha-L-fucosyltransferase 9-like
Exons: 2
Coding region: 244-1323 (359 amino acids)
Cellular component (GO): membrane
Molecular function (GO): alpha-(1->3)-fucosyltransferase activity
Source: RefSeq, a predicted model, not a curated record
AGCAUCUGCUGUCAUGCAGUUGCAGUAUAUGGGCUUGUGUUUAUGGGUGUGGAAUUGUGGACAGGUCAGCAGAAGACCUCUCCACUAGUUAAUGUUUUCGUGGGGGAAGGCAACGAAGGUAAGUCAGCGGUUUUGCAGCAGAUGUUACUUUAUUCAGAUUUCACUUUUUUUUUUGGCAUAAUGUAUGAUUACAACAGGAGUCUGGAGUUACAUGAUGAAACAUAAGGUCAAAAAGGCCCAGUGAUGGCGUCUGAACCAGGCCGUAACGUUCUACGUCUGCUGCGCUAUGCUAUUCUGUUAGUAGCUGUCCUGCUAACAGGUUCUAUGUACUACACCCCUUCAUUUCGCUGCCUGACCCAGCAACUUGAACCUGUCCACCAAGAACCCCUCCAUGUUGUAGUGCUAGUCUGGCUCUGGCCUUUUAACACCACCUUUAAGCUUGACAUCUGCAAAUCCCAGUUCAACAUAGAGGGCUGCCUGCUAACAGCGGAUCGGACACUGUACGGUAAAGCUGACGCUGUUCUCAUCCACCACAGGGACAUCGUUUGGGAUUUGUCCAAUUUACCCAAAUCUCCUCGGCCACCUCACCAGAAGUGGAUCUGGAUGAAUUCUGAGUCGCCGUCCAACACGGCCCAAAUCCCCAGCCUAGAUGGGCUGUUUAACGUUUCGCUGAGUUACCGUAAAGAUGCAGAUAUUAGCAUGCCUUAUGGGUGGGUGGUUCCCCUCGAGAAGGAGCUGAAGCAUUUUGUGCCUCCGGAAAAAAACAAAAUAGUGUGCUGGAUAGUUAGUAACUACAAGCCAGAGCACAGGAGAGUGUAUUACUUCAGAGAGCUGCAGAAGUACAUCCGGGUUCACGUCUAUGGGGAUUACUUCGACCGGCACCUCUCUGUGGAAGAAUACAAGGAGAUCAUUGCAAGCUGCAAAUUUUACCUCUCCUUUGAGAACUCUGUGGAUAAGGACUACGUCACCGAAAAACUGUUCAACGCUCUGGCUCUGGGGGCUGUGCCGAUAGCCUUUGGCCCUUCCAGGGAGAACUACGAGCGUCUUGUGCCCAGCGAUGCUUUUAUCCAUGUGGAAGACUUUCCCUCUGUGAGAGCUCUGGCUAAGUACCUUUACCUACUGCAUGAAAAUGAAGCACUGUAUCACAGGUACUUCAGAUGGAGGAAACACUUUGAAGCAAAGACCUCUUCCUUUCCAGUAGAACAUGCUUGCCACUCUUGCGAGUACAUUCGACGCAACAAGGGGUACCAAGUGCUGAGAAAUCUGUAUCAGUGGUUCUGGGAUGGCAGUAAAGGACAUGACAUGCCUCUUUUCUUUUACUAGCGGUCUUGUACAAGCACUCUUCAACAGCAGAGGACUUUUCUAUGGAGGCCGCUUACCACCAGGUAGAGCAGACAGUCAUCUCAGUGGUGUAUGCGGUCCCCCUCACUACGCCCCCCCCUUCCUUCUGUUUCCAGUAUGUCAAAAAUAUUGACACAUUGAAUCAAUAUUUUGAGAAGACAAUCACUUGCUAUGUCAAAAUAAUGAAAUUUCUUGUAAUAAUGACUUAUCCUGAGAUAAUUACUUGCCUUCUUGAAAAUGAAUAACUCAUUUUGACAUGGAUUUCCAACACUUAAAUUAGGCAUUAUUUUGAGGUAUUACUUCGAUAUUUCAAGAAAAUAAUUCAAAUUAUUUAAUUAUUUCAACACACUAAAUUUCAAGACACCCAACAUGAACAAAAGUCAUUAUUUUAAGACGCUAUAUCAGUUUUUACAGAUAAACGGACCGGGGUGGGAGGGGGGUUGUUCCCCUCUAUGUAGCAGGAAGAGGCUUCCAAAUGUUUGUAGCACAUGUAGUAUGUACAGUUGUGUGCAAAAGUUUGGGCAUCUCUGGUCACACUUACGUUUUGUUGAUUUUCUACGUGGAAAAUGAGAACAUGUUCUCUACAGGGAACAC